Aureobasidium vineae is the source of this 333-nucleotide messenger RNA. NCBI's taxonomy places the organism in Eukaryota, Fungi, Ascomycota, Dothideomycetes, Dothideales, Saccotheciaceae. The record is from the annotation of a GenBank genome assembly.
AUGAAGCUGCUUGCUGCAGCGCUUCCAGAGGACCACCCUGGCCUCAAGGUGGCUAACUCAAGAAUCGACCACUAUCUUGACCUGAUCGAGCAACGCUUGAGCCAAUCGAAAUUCCUCGUUGGCGAUGAGCUCACUGCCGCCGACAUUCAGAUGGUCUUUCCGCUUACAACACAGAGGGCCUUCGUACCAAUCGACCUCAACGCCUACCCCAACAUUCUAAGGUACCUGAAAGAGAUUGGAGAGAGACCUGCAUACCAAAAAGCCUUUGAGAAGGGCGAAACGACGCUGAAACCGAUGCUUGAUGCCAACCCCAAGUCUAUCUACAAUUUUUGA